Messenger RNA from Paraglomus brasilianum, 236 nucleotides. The record is from the annotation of a GenBank genome assembly. Lineage: Eukaryota; Fungi; Glomeromycota; Glomeromycetes; Paraglomerales; Paraglomeraceae.
GGCCUUCUCCCUGGGAUAUUUAUAAUUUGGAUAUUGCGCUUGUGGACUUGGCGCGCAAGCUCCGAAAGGACCUCAAAAAACCAGAGGCCCCUUCUCCCACAACCGUUUGGCCUCUGGUUGCUGAUCCCUCCUCAUUCCUUUUCCUGGCGUUUACGUCACGCCUGUACAUGAUCCACGCGUUGUUGCAGCGUGGAUCAGUUUACUUGAGCAUGUUCUGCUCAGAGACGGAAAGGAAG